AUGGUGGUACAGGUCUCACCGGGGCGGAGGGAAGGGGUUUUCCUGCCCCCAUUCUGCCGGCUCCUUCUCGGGGCCCCUCCUGCUGCCCGCCUCACCAAUGCCUUGCCCCCACGGCCCAGGACUCAUGCCCACCAUGUGAGCCCUGCCAGCUGGUGCAAGCAGCGCCUGGCUGGCCGCGGGAAGCAGGCAAGGAGGUGGGUGGGACCUCUGGACAGUCUUCAGGCCAGAGGGGGCGCCGAGCCCAGCUCCGGGCCCUACCGCUUCUACGACUAUAUUUUCUGGAGCAUAAUUCAGGAUCAGCCGUCUGACGGGCGCCCCCUCCGCGCCCAGCUCGCUGAAGGGCCGGCCUCUCUCCCCACACCGGACCCUACCCGCCCCUGGCAGUCGUUUGGGGUGGGGGAGACCAGACCGCCAGCGUCGCCCACUGCGCAAGAGAAUGGCCACGUGAAAAGCAAUGGAGACUUAUCCCCCAAGGGUGAAGGGGAGUCGCCCCCUGUGAACGGAACAGAUGAGGCAGCCGGGGCCACUGGCGAUGCCAUCGAGCCAGCACCCCCUAGCCAGGGCGCUGAGGCCAAGGGGGAGGUCCCCCCCAAGGAGACCCCCAAGAAGAAGAAGAAAUUCUCUUUCAAGAAACCUUUCAAAUUGAGCGGCCUGUCCUUCAAGAGAAAUCGGAAGGAGGGUGGGGGUGAUUCUUCUGCCUCCUCACCCACAGAGGAAGAGCAGGAGCAGGGCGAGAUCGGUGCCUGCAGCGACGAGGGCACUGCCCAGGAAGGGAAGGCUGUUGCCACCCCUGAGAGCCAGGAGCCCCAGGCCAAGGGGGCAGAGGCUAGUGCUGCCUCUAAGGGAGGAGACACCGAAGAAGAGGCAGGGCCUCAGGCUCCAGAGCCGUCUGCUCCCUCGGGGCCGGAGAGUGGCCCUGCACCGGCCAGCGCUGAGCAGAAUGAGUAGCUGGGUGGGGGCAGGUGGGUGAUCUCUAAGCUGCAAAAACUGUGCUGUCCUUGUGAGGUCACUGCCUGGACCUGGUGCCCUGGCUGCCUUCCUGUGCCCAGAAAGGAAGGGGCUAUUGCCCCCUCCCAGCCACGUACCCUCUCCUCCUCUCCCUCCUGUGGAUUCUCCCAUCAGCCAUCUGGUUUUUCUCCUAAGGCCAGUUGGAGAUGGUCCCUUACAGCUUCCCAAGUUAGGUUAGUGAUGUGAAAUGCUCCUGUCCCUGGCCCUACCUCCUUCCCGGUCCCCAUCCCUGCAGAAGGCAAUUGUUGGUUUUCUUCCCCAAUUCUUUUCCAAGUAGGUUUUGUUUACCCUACUCCCCAAAUCCCUGAGCCAGAAGUGGGGUGCUUAUACUCCCAAAUCUUGAGUGUCCAGCCUUCCCCCUGUUGAGUUUUUAGUCUCUUGUGCUGUGCCUAGUGGCACCUGGGCUGGGGAGGACACUGCCCCGUCCAGGUUUUUAUAAAUGUCUUACUCAAGUUCCAACCUCCAGCUUGUGAAUUGCCUGUGUCUCUUUUUUGACUUGGUAAGCAAGUAUUAGGCUUUGGGGUGGGGGGAGGUCUGUAAUGUGAAACAACUUCUUGUUGUCUUUUUUUCUCCCAUUGUUGUAAAUAACUUUUAAUGGCCAAACCCCAGAUUUGUACUUUUUUUUUUUUCUAACUGCUAAAACCAUUCUCUUCCACCUGGUUUUACUGUAACAUUUGGAAAAGGAAUAAAUGUCGUCCCUUUA
Carlito syrichta (Philippine tarsier) is the source of this 1711-nucleotide messenger RNA. Its product is annotated as MARCKS-related protein. The transcript is spliced from 6 exons. The coding region runs from base 1 to 948 and encodes 315 amino acids. Lineage: Eukaryota; Metazoa; Chordata; Mammalia; Primates; Tarsiidae. Gene Ontology annotation, biological process: central nervous system development; actin filament organization. The record is from RefSeq and is a predicted model, not a curated record. Gene Ontology annotation, cellular component: plasma membrane; cytoplasm. Gene Ontology annotation, molecular function: actin filament binding; calmodulin binding.